GCAAAUCCAAACAUAGAGGGAUGGUGGGCCGACCACUAUGACUGUUACUCCAGCACUUCCCGCCCCAGUCUCUGGCCUGUGGGCUCGUCCAAAGGCCGGGCGUGAUGCCCUUUGGGUGGAGGGAGGGGCCCUCGUGGUCUCUCACUUCCGGGCCCCAGCCAACAGGAACGGAAACUGCACAGCCAGUCGGCUUCCUGAGCUUCUUCCGGCGUUCUGUGUGCUGCCGUGGAAACCGUAUGGACGAAUCCAAACCUGGAGGGGCGUCGCCUCCGUAAGGCUGGUCGGCUUGUUCCGCGCGUUCCGCUUUGCUUCACUGCUUUCUCCCCCAUUCUUGGGCCCGUGGACCUGUCCUGAGGCAGAGGCCGAGAUGCGCGCAACCGCGGGAGCAGCCAAGUGGACUCGACUCUUUUCUUGACUUAGCUACCAGGAGCUAGAGAUGCUAUUAUUCUAUCGUAUGUGAGAAGUCGGCCCAGAGAUGGAAAACUUUAUUCUGUAUGAGGAGAUCGGAAGAGGAAGCAAGAGUGUUGUGUAUAAAGGGCGACGGAAGGGAACAAUCAAUUUUGUAGCCAUUCUUUGUACUGAUAAGUGCAAAAGGCCUGAAAUAACCAACUGGGUCCGUCUCACCCAUGAAAUAAAACACAAGAAUAUUGUAACUUUUCAUGAAUGGUAUGAAACAAGCAAUCACCUCUGGCUAGUGGUGGAACUCUGCACAGGUGGUUCCUUAAAAACAGUUAUUGCUCAAGAUGAAAACCUCCCAGAAGAUGUUGUGAGAGAAUUUGGGAUUGACCUGAUUAGUGGAUUACAUCAUCUUCAUAAACUUGGCAUUCUCUUUUGUGACAUUUCUCCUAGGAAGAUACUCUUGGAAGGGCCUGGCACACUGAAGUUUAGCAACUUUUGCUUGGCAAAAGUGGAAGGUGAAAAUUUGGAAGAGUUCUUUGCUUUGGUGGCAGCAGAGGAAGGAGGAGGUGAUAGCGGGGAAAAUGUCCUGAAGAAAAGCAUGAAAAGUAGAGUCAAAGGAUCUCCUGUAUAUACAGCACCAGAAGUUGUGAGGGGUGCUGACUUUUCCAUCUCCAGUGACCUCUGGUCUUUGGGCUGUCUGCUUUAUGAAAUGUUUUCAGGAAAACCUCCAUUCUUCUCAGAAAGUAUUUCAGAAUUAACUGAAAAGAUCUUAUGUGAAGAUCCUUUGCCACCUAUUCCGAAAGAUUCUUCUUGUCCUAAAGCUUCUUCAGAUUUUAUUAAUUUGCUUGAUGGGUUACUUCAAAGAGAUCCUCAAAAAAGAUUAACUUGGACAAGGCUCCUGCAGCAUUCAUUUUGGAAGAAAGCUUUUGCUGGAGCAGAUCAGGAAUCAAGCGUCGAAGAUCUCAGUCUCAGCAGAAACACGAUGGAGUGUUCUGGGCCACAAGAUUCCAAGGAGCUUUUGCAGAACUCUCAGAGUAGACAAGCAAAAGGGCACAAGAGUGGUCAACGACUAGGUCACUAUUUCAGACUAGAAAAUCCAACUGAGUUUCGGCCUAAGAGUACUCUUGAGGGUCAGUUGAAUGAAUCCAUGUUUCUUCUCAGUUCUCGUCCUACUCCCAGAACUAGCACUGCAGUGGAAGUAAGUCCUGGUGAGGAUAUGACUCACUGUUCACCACAGAAGACUUCUCCUUUGACCAAGAUUACAAGUGGACGCCUGAGUCAGCAGGACCUGGAAUCCCAAAUGAGAGAGCUUAUCUACACGGACUCAGAUCUUGUUGUCACCCCCAUUAUCGACAAUCCAAAGAUAAUGAAACAGCCACCAGUUAAAUUUGAUCCAAAAAUAUUGCAUCUACCAGCAUAUUCAGUGGAUAAGUUAUUAUUUCUGAAAGACCAAGAUUGGAAUGACUUUUUGCAACAAGUGUGCUCGCAGAUCGACUCCACUGAGAAGAGCAUGGGGGCCUCCCGAGCCAAGCUGAAUCUCCUUUGCUAUUUGUGCAUGGUGGCUGGUCACCAGGAGGUGGCCACCAGGCUCCUCCAUUCCCCCCUGUUCAAAUUGCUAAUCCAGCAUUUGCGGAUAGCCCCAAACUGGGAUAUACGGGCCAAGGUUGCUCGCGUGAUUGGUUUACUGGCUUCGCACACAACUGAGCUCCAGGAAAAUACACCUGUUGUUGAGGCAAUUGUUCUCUUAACUGAAUUAAUUAGGGAAAACUUCAGGAAUAGCAAAUUAAAACAGUGCCUUUUACCAACCCUUGGGGAGCUGAUCUAUCUUGUAGCCACCCAGGAAGAAAAAAAAAAGAACCCUAGAGAGUGCUGGGCUUUUCCCUUGGCUGCAUACACAGUGCUAAUGAGGUGUCUUCGGGAAGGGGAAGAGCGUGUUGUGAAUCACAUGGCAGCAAAAAUUAUUGAAAAUGUCUGUACCACCUUUUCUGCUCAGGCCCAGGGCUUUAUUACAGGAGAAAUCGGACCCAUUUUAUGGUACCUGUUCAGACACUCCACUGCUGAUUCUCUUAGGAUAACAGCAGUAUCGGCCUUGUGUAGAAUCACUCGCCAUUCUCCUACUGCCUUCCAGAAUGUUAUUGAAAAGGUGGGACUGAACUCAGUAAUAAACUCCCUGGCCUCUGCCAUCUGCAAAGUUCAGCAGUAUAUGUUGACCUUAUUCACUGCCAUGUUGUCCUGUGGGGUUCAUCUUCAAAGACUAAUCCAAGAAAAGGAUUUUGUCUCCACAAUUAUCCGUUUACUUGAAAGCCCCUCAACAUACAUUAGAGCAAAAGCCUUCCUGGUUCUUCUAUAUAUUUUGAUUUAUAACCGUGAGAUGUUGCUGCUCAGUUGCCAAGCAAGACUGGUGAUGUACAUCGAGAGAGACAGCAGAAAGAUCACUCCAGGCAAGGAGCAGCAAAGUGGCAAUGAAUACCUGUCCAAAUGCCUGGAUCUUCUCAUCCGUCACAUUGUGCAGGAGCUGCCACGAAUCCUGGGUGACAUUCUUAACUCCUUGGCUAAUGUUUCUGGACGUAAACACCCAUCAACAGUUCAAGUGAAACAGCUGAAGAUGUGUCUCCCCCUGAUGCCUAUAGUGCUUCACCUCGUAACUUCACAGGUAUUUCGACCUCAAGUUGUGACAGAAGAGUUUCUUUUCAGCUACGGAACUAUUCUUAGUCAUAUUAAAUCUGUAGACUCAGGAGAAACGAACAUAGAUGGAGCCAUAGGACUGACAGCAUCAGAAGAAUUUAUCAAGAUCACAUUGUCGGCUUUUGAAGCAAUAAUACAGUAUCCUAUUUUAUUGAAAGACUAUCGCUCCACGGUUGUUGAUUAUAUCCUGCCACCCUUGGUGUCCUUGGUUCAAAGCCAAAAUGUGGAGUGGAGACUCUUUAGCUUGCGGUUGCUCUCAGAAACCACAUCUCUACUCGUGAACCAGGAGUUUGGGGAUGGCAAGGAGAAGGCCAGUGUUGAUUCUGACAGCAAUCUUCUGGCUCUCAUUCGAGAUGUCUUACUUCCCCAGUAUGAGCACAUUCUUGUAGAACCUGACCCAGUACCAGCAUAUGCUCUGAAACUGCUAGUCGCGAUGACUGAACACAACCCAACUUUCACAAGACUUGUGGAAGAAAGCAAACUGAUCCCACUCAUUUUUGAAGUAACUCUGGAACAUCAGGAGAGCAUUCUGGGUAAUACCAUGCAAAGUGUGAUUGCAUUACUCAACAAUCUAGUUGCCUGCAAAGAUUCGAAUAUGAAACUACUUUAUGAGCAAGGACUUGUCAGUCACAUCUGUAACCUGCUCACUGAAACUGCCACACUGUGCUUGGAUGUGGACAAUAAAAACAACAAUGAGAUGGCAGCUGCACUGCUCUUUUCCCUGCUUGAUAUUUUGCACAGCAUGCUGACCUAUACCUCCGGUAUUGUACGGCUGGCUUUGCAGACCCAGAAGUCUGGCUCAGGAGAGGACAUUCAGGCUGCAGAAGACCUGCUGCUGCUCAACAGACCUCUGACAGACCUGAUUAGCCUGCUCAUUCCACUGCUUCCUAAUGAAGAUCCUGAGAUUUUUGACGUUUCAUCCAAAUGCCUGUCUAUACUGGUUCAGCUGUAUGGAGGGGAAAACCCAGACAGCCUCUCUCCUGAAAAUGUGGAAAUUUUUGCUCAUUUGCUGACAUCCAAGGAGGACCCAAAGGAGCAGAAGCUUCUGUUAAGGAUUCUCAGAAGAAUGAUCACCUCCAAUGAGAAGCACUUGGAGAGCCUCAAGAAUGCGGGCAGCCUCCUGCGGGCUCUGGAGCGGCUGGCCCCCGGGAGUGGUUCAUUUGCCGACAGCGUGGUGGCUCCCUUGGCCCUGGAAAUCCUCCAAGCUGUUGGACGCUAGGCAAGAAAGUGCUUAGCACAAGCCCACCCUGUGGCCCCAGCCCUCGGAUGCACAAGCGAGGUCAGCUCCCAGAUACCUUUGCCACAUCCCCUCACAGCUGUAUUUGGACCUAAUAAAGUCAGCUUAACCCAGAA
Molecule: messenger RNA, 4437 nt
Organism: Pongo pygmaeus (Bornean orangutan)
Lineage: Eukaryota; Metazoa; Chordata; Mammalia; Primates; Hominidae
Gene: ULK4
Product: unc-51 like kinase 4
Exons: 37
Coding region: 476-4303 (1275 amino acids)
Biological process (GO): protein phosphorylation
Molecular function (GO): protein kinase activity; ATP binding
Source: RefSeq, a predicted model, not a curated record